Messenger RNA from Lindgomyces ingoldianus, 336 nucleotides. RefSeq lists its product as uncharacterized. The record is from RefSeq and is a predicted model, not a curated record. The transcript is spliced from 2 exons. Lineage: Eukaryota; Fungi; Ascomycota; Dothideomycetes; Pleosporales; Lindgomycetaceae. The coding region runs from base 1 to 336 and encodes 111 amino acids.
AUGGCGACGUCAACAACACCUGUUCAAGAAUGGCUAGUUAUCUGUCCGGAUUUUGAGGGUGCGCUGCAGAGGCGAUUGAGCGUAAGACAACAACAUCUGGCGGGAUUGAAAGAGGAUCCGGAGUGGUUUUGGUUGUUUGGUGGCGCUAUGCUCGAAGAGCCGAUUAAGGAAGGCGAAGUUCCAAAAAUGGCAGGCUCAGCUAUGCUGAUUGGUGCAAAGACAAGGGAGGAGGUGGUAGAGAGGUUGCAGAAAGAUGUUUAUGUUACUGGAAAGGUGUGGGAUUGGGAGAAGGUAAAGAUUAUUCCUUUCAAGAGUGCGUUGCGGAAGCCUUUGUAA